ACUGCUUGGCCGUCGCCCCCGCCGGGCCGCUGGCGUCGCUCCGGGGGCGCGCGCCCACUUGGCCCUGUAAGGCCGGCCGUGGGGCGAACCCCUUCCCCGACCCCUCCCCGAGCCGGGCGGGGAAGUACAGGAGACCUUGAGUGACAGCCGGGCGGCCGGGCGGGGACGCGUCCCGGACCCUUCUCAGUUGAGAGUGCGGUCCCUGGGCAGAUUUCGACCCCAGUCCCUUUCCCCGUCCUUCGGCCCUGGCUCUGGCUGCCUGGCGGAGGUGGGGUGGCAUUUGCCCUUUGCACACUGCUGGCUUCAUCUUUGAGGCUGCACCCCGAGGCAACAAAUGCAGGAUACUCUGUCACCCACAUGUCCACCACCAUCUGGUUUGCCUCUUGGCUACUUUGACUUUCUCCUUAAAUGCUCCCUGUGCUGGGCAAACAUUUCACAGCCAGCAGGGCAAUGGAGACUUCAUGGCCCCUCUUCCCAGUAUCAGCAAGCUAUUUGGGGUGAUCAUUUGGAAGCCUCAGAGGAAAGAUGUCAGGCUUCCCGUGGCUUUGGCCUUCAGCAGUGGGACUCGGCUUGCUUUCAGCUGCCGUAGGAAGAUUUCUGGCCUCCGAGCUCUGAUACGGGGAGAAGAUAAGGGCUGGGAUCUUUGAGUCCGCCCCUAGCUAGGUGUCUGCGUCUGGUGUGCGGUCCUUGGAGUUUUUGGUAAUGACUCACUUCUGCUCUUUCUGGGAUCUGUCUCCCUCGCACGUGACCCCGUGGGGUCCCUGAAUGGCUGUCUGUUCUGGAGUACCCAAGGCUAGCACUGAGCUUGGCGAGGUGCUGUCACACCAGCAGGACGCUGCAGGAAGGAGCGGGCUGCUUCCUUUCUUGAUGUGCAAAUAACUCGUAUAGGCUAAUCAACAGGCUUAUAAGUUCAAAGGGCUACCGCCAGGACCCUUGGAGAUUCCAGCCUCUCCUCUGUAACUUGGAGAUGUUUGUUUCUGCUGCAGACUCAGAGGGUUGCGAUGAAGAGCGGUGGAGCUGCGUUGAGAAGCUGGCCCCUUCGCUGGGUGGGAGGUUUCUAAUUGCCCUGUUCUUUGGGGGAUCCUUAAGUCCAGCUGCCAGGUGGGGGCAGCGAUAGGAGCAGGUUCUCCUAGUAGUCUCUGGGGAAGCCACAUGAGGGGAGCUGCCAGUCAUCCCAUGCACCUAUUGGUCUUCUCCAGCAGGUCCUGUAGGUGGUCCAUGUUCCAUGCCUUCUGGGUUCUUGGGGGAGAGGGAAGCUGUUGAAAAAAAAAAACCCCACACAGAGGGGUUUCUUCUAGAUUUUGGGAGUAGCAUGUGCUAUGGAAUCCUCCUGCUGGAGCCGACCUUGAGGGUUCCGGGGUGAUUAAAGCCGGCUUUGCAGGAGACCAGAUUCCCAAAUACUGUUUCCCAAACUAUGUCGGGCGGCCCAAGCACAUGCGGGUGAUGGCUGGAGCCCUGGAGGGGGACCUCUUCAUCGGACCAAAAGCAGAGGAGCACCGGGGGCUGCUGACCAUCCGCUACCCCAUGGAGCACGGCGUGGUGCGAGACUGGAAUGACAUGGAACGCAUCUGGCAGUACGUCUACUCGAAGGACCAGCUGCAGACCUUCUCAGAGGAGCAUCCUGUGCUCCUCACGGAGGCCCCGCUCAACCCAAGUAAGAACCGGGAGAAGGCGGCAGAGGUGUUCUUUGAGACCUUCAACGUGCCAGCCCUGUUCAUCUCCAUGCAGGCUGUGCUCAGUCUGUACGCAACGGGACGCACGACAGGAGUGGUUCUAGACUCGGGGGACGGGGUCACUCACGCCGUGCCCAUCUAUGAGGGCUUUGCCAUGCCUCACUCCAUCAUGCGGGUGGACAUUGCCGGCCGCGACGUCUCCCGCUACCUCCGACUCCUGCUGCGCAAGGAAGGGGUUGACUUCCAUACCUCGGCUGAGUUUGAGGUUGUCCGGACAAUCAAAGAGCGAGCCUGCUACCUGUCCAUCAACCCGCAGAAGGAUGAGGCUCUGGAGACGGAGAAGGUGCAGUACACGUUGCCAGACGGCAGCACGCUCGAUGUGGGGCCUGCCCGAUUCCGGGCCCCCGAGCUGCUGUUCCAGCCGGACCUUGUAGGGGAUGAGAGUGAGGGGCUCCAUGAGGUGCUGGCCUUCGCCAUACACAAGUCCGACAUGGACCUGCGCCGGACACUGUUCGCCAACAUCGUGCUCUCGGGUGGCUCGACGCUUUUCAAAGGCUUCGGAGACCGAUUACUCAGUGAAGUGAAGAAGCUUGCUCCAAAGGAUGUCAAAAUCAAGAUCUCAGCCCCUCAGGAACGGCUGUACUCCACGUGGAUUGGCGGCUCCAUCCUGGCUUCGCUGGACACUUUUAAGAAGAUGUGGGUGUCCAAAAAGGAGUAUGAAGAGGAUGGCUCCCGUGCUAUUCAUCGCAAAACCUUCUAGUGCCCGAGGAGGGCGGGGCACAUUGGGAGAGGGGGAGGGAGGGCAGCCAGAGCCUUGAACCCUUUUUGGUCUGGGCUCGCAUACUUGGCUUAGGGUCCCCUGCAUGCCCUGAACCCCUGGGUGGGCGGCACGACAGUGCCCCCCUGCAGCCUUCCCCUCUGCACACACACGACACGCACAUAUGAGUGACAUUGAGCUGCAUGGACAGGAGCCUUGAGCUGGCGUGUGGGGACUGAGCACCAUGUCGGGCUGUUCUGGGUAUCCCCCUGGCAGGGCCAGCUAGGCCUGUGGUUCCCUGCUCUGACUCUCAGGGCUGCCUCCCCGAGCUCCAGGGCCAGAAUGCCUGGAUGCCUGUGUAGCCAGUUUGGGGAGUGGGCUGGAGGGGCAUCCAGCAGCUCCCGCUGGUGUGUCAGCACGUCCAUUGCCACCUCCUGUUCGUGACCUGACAGGGUGGCACAGCCUCUUCCACACUCUGUCCUGUCUUCCUGGGUAGAUGCCCUGGUGGAGGGCUCAGUACUGAAUGGUCUUCCAUCCCCAGCAAGGGGGUGCAGCCCAGGGUCAGGCCCUUCGGAGCCAGGGCAGAGGUUGCAAGGUGGCCGGAGCUGCUGCACUCUCCCCUCAGAGCACUUCAUCGACUUGCUCCUCCCUCUACCCUUGGCACCCUGGGUGGGAAAGGGUUGAUGCUCAUCAUUUAUUGAAGGGAAGCCACUUAAUAAGGAGUCAGACCUAAAAGGGGGUGGGGGACAUUUUCUUCUCUCACCUCACCCAAGAAAGAGGUCGUCGCUUUUGCUGUGGCCAGGGCCCCACCUCCGUCUGUCAGAUACGUACAAUAAUUUAACACAGUUGCCUGAAAAAAAACUUUUGUAAAUCAUUGUAGUAAUAAUUAUGGACAA
Molecule: messenger RNA, 3326 nt
Organism: Chlorocebus sabaeus (green monkey)
Lineage: Eukaryota; Metazoa; Chordata; Mammalia; Primates; Cercopithecidae
Gene: ACTR1B
Product: actin related protein 1B
Source: RefSeq, a predicted model, not a curated record